This is a messenger RNA of Epinephelus fuscoguttatus (brown-marbled grouper), 639 nucleotides long. RefSeq names its product parvalbumin, thymic-like. The transcript is spliced from 4 exons. The record is from RefSeq and is a predicted model, not a curated record. Gene Ontology annotation, molecular function: calcium ion binding. NCBI's taxonomy places the organism in Eukaryota, Metazoa, Chordata, Actinopteri, Perciformes, Serranidae. The coding region runs from base 65 to 397 and encodes 110 amino acids. Gene Ontology annotation, cellular component: nucleus; cytoplasm.
UGCUCAUCAGUGGACACUUGCUGCACCAGGCUGCAACAUCCACCACAGCAGAGUCUCUACCAUCAUGGCUAUCACUGAUUUCCUCGCAGCCUCGGACAUCACCUCAGCUAUUAAUGCUUGUAAAGCGAAGGACUCCUUCAACCCAAAGAUGUUCUUCAGAACAGUGGGUUUAUCCAAGAAAAAUCCAACAGAGAUCGAGAGGGUCUUUAAAAUUUUGGAUCAGGACAAAAGUGGCUUCAUAGAACAGGAUGAGUUACAACUGUUCCUGCAGAACUUCUCCAAAGGAGCGAGGCCCCUGACUGCAGCUGAGACCAGAGGUUUCCUUCUGGAGGGAGACUCAGAUGGAGACGGGAAGAUCGGCUGGGAAGAGUUUUCUGCGCUGGUCAAGUCAUCAUAAAGCAUAUGUGACUCCUAUGAUUUGUUGUAUGGUGAUAAUCUCAGGGUGGACCUCCUUUUAUAGUGUUUUAGCUACAGUAAAUGACACAGACUCAUUCAGGGAUCUUAUGUGUUUAAAGUAAUAUGUUUUAACAGAAAGUAAUAUGAUAAAGUAAUGAAAGUAAUCCACAAAUUUAAUCUUGUCUCUCUGCUAUAUGUCCCUGCCAGAAAACUGUACAAAUAAAUACACUCUGCUCCGUGAAA